Cuscuta europaea is the source of this 1820-nucleotide messenger RNA. The record is from the annotation of a GenBank genome assembly. Lineage: Eukaryota; Viridiplantae; Streptophyta; Magnoliopsida; Solanales; Convolvulaceae.
ACCGCAGCAAAUAAGUCAUUUCAUCGCAGUCCCCUUAUCCUCUCCUUCAAUCGAUUAGAGCAAACCCUCCCCAAAAUAAAUCCCAGUCCCCCUCCCACACAUUGGGGCCGAACAUCGUAGACAGCCACCUCGUCGCGGAAGUCCAGCUCGUCGCCGAACUUCAGCUCCUCGUCGUUACAGACGCCGACGGCCAGCUCCUUGUCGUUGCAGAUUCUCUCAGACGGCCAGCAGCUCCUCGCCUAUUUCCUCGCCGACAGCCAGCAGAACCUCGCCCCUUCAUUGGCUCCAACUUCAUCUUCUCUACACUUCAUUGUUGCUUUUUUUCAAGCAUGUCCACUGAAGACAUGAUCCGAGCUCUCACUAUCAAUGUGACAAAAAUGCAACAAGAUAUGUCACAAUACCCGCAAGAAACGGUGCUCAAAGAACUGAACUUGGAGAAUCAAUUGAAACAAGUGCCAAACAUUGUGAAGCACAUUGGCGAGGAGGAAGAAGAAGGGGAGCUUACGGAGGAAGCUCAACCAGAGGAGGAGAAACCUCAAAACUCAACUCCACCACCGGCCAUUCCUGAGAUCAUACCACCAUUCCCUGAGCCUCUAAAGGAAAUACAAAGGGUGGAGAAGGACAAAGACCUCUACGAAAUCUUCUGCAAUUGUGAGUAUCAUUUAGAUUUCUCUUCGCUCACAAAUAUGCAGGGGAUAACAGUGGAGUUGCACAAACAUUUCAUACUCCCUCUUAUACCACCUGGAUCAAAACCCCUUCCAUUUAUCAUGCUGAGUGAAAAUCAUGGACCCUCACUCUCACAGUAUGAAGCGAUAGAAAUCCGGAUAUUUGAUCCCGGAAAGAUUGUCAAAAUAAAGGGUCGACAAAUUGAACCUUUCUAUAAGAUGCGCCCAGAUGAAAAUGUGAAAAAAGUGUUGGAAUAUUGAGAGUAUUUCAAAUGAAAAAUACUUUAUUGAUCAAUUUUAUAAAUUAGAUAUUUUAAUAUUCUAAAUGAAUGUUUAUUGAGUUCUUCAAAUAUUAACGUUAGGCACUAUAAAGAUCCAUUUACUUUGGGGAGUUAUCAUACCUAUGUGUAUCCUUAUAAAUUAUUAAAAUUCAUUGUUUAACAAUUAAUAUUCAACAAUGAGUGCAUGAGUGUCAAGGCUGUCCCAUAACGUAUGUGUAUACUCCUAUGGUGAUGGCUAUUAACUAGUAACGUUAAUAUUAUACUUAAUUGCAAAACAUUUAAUCUAUUUUAUUUACUAGUAUGAACGUUGUUUUUUAGUUUUUUACACCUGAACCGUAACGUUAUAAUCUGUUAGUAUAAAUCUACGAGCAUACUUCUACUUGGAGGGUGUGAUCAUUAUCUUCCUCACAAUUGUGCAAACUUCAAAUCAUUCUUCCGUUGGAUUAAUAUAAUUUUCACUCUAGUUGUUCUGUUACCGGCUUACGCUGAAGUGCUCGUUUUAUCUUGGGGAAAUGUUUUCGCUAGUCGGAAAUACUUUCUUGAGGAUAGCGUUUACGCGACUCGAGCUAUAUUAUUUUCUAACGUUUUUUGCAGGUUUAUCCGGCCGUAUUUCCACCAACAAUCUCAAGAAAGUAUUUGGCGUCGGAUAUGCCUGCACACAUGAUCUCACAAGGUGUUGUCGUCGCACUCAUCGCGGCUAUGUUAUUUUUGCAUGUGUGGUGCGAUUUAGACUGGCAUUUGGAUAUAUCUCUACGUAUAAUGUUUACUCUCUUUAUUUUCCUACUUACAUUAAGCCAUACUUUAACACCACUUUUUAAGAAAAAUGUUAUUCUUUUAUUUAGUGAUAAAAUGACAACUAUGGAAAACAACAACC